CUAGGCGGUGCGGUUUCCUUCGGCAUUUUCUUUGUUUUUUCAUCUCUCGCCCGUUGCCAGUGAUCUCUAUCAUACGGCGGCUGACUAUUUUUUUAAAAACAUUUUUAUGAUGGCGGAGGACAGUGAAUCCGCGGCCAGCCAGCAGAGCCUGGAGCUGGACGACCAGGAUACCUGCGGGAUAGACGGAGACAACGAAGAGGAGAAUGAGCAUAUGCAGGGGAGUCCAGGGGGAGAUUUGGGGGCCAAGAGGAAGAAGAAGAAGCAGAAGAGGAAGAAAGAGAAGCCAAGCUCGGGGGGAGCCAAGUCUGACUCUGCCUCUGACUCUCAGGAGAUCAAGAACCCUGGCUUGCCCAUACAGAAGCUGCAGGACAUCCAAAGAGCCAUGGAGCUGCUGUCCUGCCAGGGUCCUGCUAAGAGCAUCGACGAGGCAGCCAAGCACAAGUACCAGUUCUGGGACACUCAGCCUGUGCCGAAGCUAAAUGAAGUUGUGACGAGUCACGGGCCGAUUGAAGCUGACAAAGAAAACAUCAGACAGGAGCCAUAUUCCUUACCUCAAGGCUUUAUGUGGGACACUCUGGAUCUCAGCAAUGCAGAUGUACUGAAAGAGCUGUACACAUUGUUAAAUGAAAACUAUGUGGAGGACGAUGAUAACAUGUUCAGAUUUGAUUAUUCGCCAAGCUUUCUCAAAUGGGCUCUGCGUCCACCUGGCUGGUUACCACAGUGGCAUUGUGGAGUGAGAGUGUCCUCAAACAAGAAGCUUGUUGGCUUCAUCAGUGCCAUCCCUGCGGAUAUACGCAUCUAUGACACGCUGAAGAGGAUGGUAGAAAUCAACUUCCUGUGUGUCCAUAAGAAGCUGCGUUCAAAGCGUGUCGCUCCUGUGCUAAUCAGAGAGAUCACACGGAGGGUGAACUUAGAAGGAAUAUUUCAGGCAGUAUACACAGCAGGAGUGGUGCUGCCUAAACCUGUGUCCACAUGCAGGUAUACUGUGCAGUAUUCAGACGUGAAACAUACAGAGCAUAGUGUCAGAAAGUCACUUAACUACUUAACUUUUUUUUCUCUGUUUCUUUUAUUUAUCUUUCCUGUGCUCAGGUAUUGGCAUCGUUCUUUGAACCCCAGAAAGCUUGUGGAAGUUAAAUUCUCCCACCUGAGCAGAAACAUGACCCUGCAAAGAACCAUGAAACUCUACAGAUUACCAGAUAGCACCAAGACUGCAGGUUUGCGGCUGAUGGAGAAGCGUGAUGUCCGCCAGGUCACAGAGCUGCUACAGAAAUACCUGAGACGUUUCCAGCUUGCACCUUCUAUGGGGGAAGAGGAGGUGGCUCACUGGUUUUUGCCACAGGACAACAUAAUUGACACAUAUGUAGUAGAGGGUGCCGGUGGUGUACUGACAGAUUUCACUAGUUUCUACACUCUGCCCUCGACUGUGAUGCAUCACCCUCUCCAUAGGAGCCUGAAGGCCGCUUACUCUUUUUACAAUGUUCAUACACAAACCCCGCUACUGGACUUAAUGAAUGAUGCACUGAUCCUGGCUAAACUGAAAGGUUUUGAUGUCUUCAACGCCUUGGAUCUAAUGGAGAAUAAGGUGUUCCUGGAGAAGCUCAAGUUUGGCAUAGGAGAUGGAAACCUGCAGUAUUACCUCUACAACUGGAAGUGUCCUCCUAUGGACCCCGAUAAGGUUGGCCUCGUCCUUCAGUAGCAGGUCUCUCCACAGCUGCUACACAAAAUACUGAUCGAGAGGUUUUCAGCGACCUCUGGCUAUUCCUUACCUGGACAUACAGGUAGCCCAAGCUAGACAAUGAGAACUUGCAACAGUAAAACCAACCUGGUGACCGGGAGGUGGUUCACCCGGCACUUGUUUCAUCAAGAACAUUCUCAGUUCACCUGGAGGUGAAAACUCUUAAAUCAUCAACAUCCUGAAUGUGAAGUCAUGCUAUGCCUGAGAUACUCAUACAGUACAAUGCUCCUGACAUGAACACUCACAUUUAAAACACACCAUUUGACAUUCAAGAGGAUGCCUUGACAUUUGUGAAUUUUGUUUAGCUCUUCCUCAGCAGACACUUUGUUACAAGGGACGGGCGUGUCAUUUAAUUUUACCCACAUGGAAAUAUGUAAAUGAUAAUCAGCAAGUAAACAUGUCCAGAUAUAAUUAGCAACUUAUCUAAUUUUGUUCAUCCUGUCCAAACGAUUAGUUACUGUAUCCCCACUGCAAGGGAUUAAUUAUUAUUCCCAUCUGUUCUCAUAUCAUCGUAUUCUGAAGUGUCUCUGCUGGCUGUUUCUGGGCCUCAGUAGAAUUAGAAAUGCUGACAAGGUGUUUCUUAGCUGAUAUAUAAAAGGAAAAAUCUUUUUUUUUUUUUCCCUCUAGCAUUCUAGAAAAAAAUAUCCUGUCUUUUAAUCAACAACAAAACAUUUUCACAUGUAUAAACACAAACACUGUCAAAUAAUACACACACGCAAACAGGAAGGACUCAUCCAACUGGUGCAUUGAUAUCCAUGUUUUUUUGUUAAAAAUAUAGUUACCUGUAUAUUUAAAGCCAGAUCAUAUUUAUUCCUGUAGUGUGAGUUUGGGGUUUGGGAGGGCUGAUCCAAAGUAUUUUCCUCAUAAGUAGUGUAGGUGUCACUGAGUUUGUUCAGACAGUGUGGGUUCAAGUGGUUUUUGAUGAAGAAUGUAUUGCAUCAAUGAAGCACAAUUUAGCAAAAGGGUCCUUAAAAGGGUCAGUUAGCCCAGAUUUCAAAACGGAUGGGUUGUGGUACAUAGUGUACAACCUGUUUUUUAAUUUUUGUUUGAUUGUUUUUUUUUUAUUUUUUACAAAGGAACUGUUUUCAUGUUAUAAACCUGUUUCUAGAGACGGCCGGUUGGUUGAAAUUGGUUAUAUCAAUCUAUGCUUCUGUAGAUUUUUGUAAUAACAAACACGGUGUACAGUUAAAUGCAUGUCAGUGGUGUGCUGUCGAGUUAACAAGGCUGUUGAAUAAGAGGGGAAAAGUAACCAUAGCUAAAUUAAGUAAGCAAGCAGGGAUGUGAGAGUUAAUGCACCAAAGGCCAGGAAACACACACACACACACAAAAACACCAAUUAAACCAGAGCCAAGUGAAUCUGACUUUCUUUUUGUAAUAAAAUGUUUUCAAAAAUGGUCUAGAGACAGUUUUAUAAUGUAGAAAUAGCUUAGCUGCUUUGAAAGGGUACAUGUCCUCAGUUAAGUCUCAUUUUUGUUUAUUUAGUCAUUGCCACUCAUAUCUCUUGCAGAGAAUUAAUCACAUACAACUUUAAAAAGCCUGUUGCAAAGCAGAAAAUAAUCAGUCCCUGUAAAACUACAAGUACAACACUGUGGUUGUAAGCAUUUCUGGACAUAUAUGUAGGUAAACAUAAAUCCAUUAAAUUGAGCACAACACUCAAAGGGUGUGAAGGAGUCAUUUACAGCAGCAUGCAGAGUACAGUGGCUGAAUCAACAAAAGCCUGUAUCAGUAACCGCAUCAGUUUGAAAUGUGAGCUUUUCCUGUUUUUCCAGGUCUGUUUUUAUUGACUUCUCUCAAUUUGUUUUUUAAUGGUACUGUAUUUUGUGUGUCUGAAAAAUAUACUGUAGGUUAUUUUUUUAGUGUAUUGUGCAGCUAAAUGCGUGAAACUGUUCUGAUAUUUAUAACUGUACUUUGCAAAAUGUCUUAAGACAUAAUUCUUAUCCUUUUUCUUUCCACUAUUUCCCUUAAGAAAAAUUCUUAAAUAGGCGACUUCAAAAACAGAUUUUUGAGGGUUUGGAGUAUUUGGCAGUUCCCUUAGCAGGAGGAGGAUCUUUGAUGAAAAACUCUUGUCAGACCACUUGUUCUGCAGUUGUUUACUCAAAAGGGUCGAAAUGUUUUUAAUGGUCUUUUUGCUCUGAGUUUGUUACUUUAUGUUCGACGUUCCUCUUCACAUGGCUCUGCAUAACUUUUAAAGAGGUAAAGGCUGCUGCCAUAUUUGUCGCUGAUUUUUCUGUAUGUGAUGUAAUUUCCUUCUCAUCCCUUUAUAGAUUAGCAAGAAAAAGAACAACCAAUGGACAGUCAGUGCUUCAGGGUUCAAAGAUGUUUUUUUUUUUUUUUUUAACCAUUGAGAGGUUGAAUGAGUUACAUUCACAUGGACAGAUGUUACCAGGAUUACUUUUACACUGAACAUGGGUUACUGAGUCAAUGGUGUGCCUCAUGGAUGCUGGUUGUCACAGAUGUGUUGCCUGCAGCUGUUUGAAAGAACUUUAUGAGCAUGUCAGUUCUGCUGCCGUGUUGAUUUUAGCGUCAAUGUUACUAGCCACACCCUUUAGUGAGAACUCAACCCGAAGUACCUGCCUUAUUUAAAUUUUUUUUUUUUUUUAAGAAUUUGGGAUGGGGUGAUUGGGGGUGUACUUUUGAAAUGACAUACAGCUUUCUCUAACUGAAGAACAAUAUUUUUAUUCAGAUCCAUUGUAAGCUGUGAAAAAGCUGAAGAACUUGUACCAGCAUCAUUUAGACAUGACCCCAUGCAAAUAACAAUCUGUUUCAACACACACGUCAGCUAUACCAGCAUGGAUGUUUGAUUGAAUAAACUCACUUUAAAAAGGAACAA
Messenger RNA from Lates calcarifer (barramundi perch), 4565 nucleotides. It is a transcript of the gene nmt2, whose product is annotated as N-myristoyltransferase 2. Gene Ontology annotation, molecular function: glycylpeptide N-tetradecanoyltransferase activity. The transcript is spliced from 11 exons. Lineage: Eukaryota; Metazoa; Chordata; Actinopteri; Centropomidae. Gene Ontology annotation, biological process: N-terminal peptidyl-glycine N-myristoylation. The record is from RefSeq and is a predicted model, not a curated record. Gene Ontology annotation, cellular component: cytoplasm. Bases 107 to 1696 code for a protein of 529 amino acids.